CAAGCUGUCCCCAACUCAGCGGCAGAGAAACAGAGGAAAAACAGAGCGUGAGCAGUCCAACCAAAUGGAGAGUACCGGCGACUCCUUCCCCGUCCUCGACAUGGCCAAGCUCGCCGCCGGCGAUGAGCGCCCGCAGGCCAUGGCCCUCCUCCGCGACGCCUGCGAGAACUGGGGCUUCUUCGAGCUAGUGAACCACGGCGUGUCCCUGGAGCUGAUGGACGAGGUGGAGCGCCUCACCAAGGCGCACUACGUCGAGCGCCGGGAGGAGAAGUUCCGGGACUUCGCGCGCGAGGCGUUGGCGACGAAGAGGCCCGACGAGCUAGCCGAGGUCGACUGGGAGAGCACCUUCUUCCUCCGCCACCUCCCCGUCUCCGACGUCUCUUAUACCCCCGGCAUGGACGACGACUACAAGGCGGCGAUGGGGGAGUUCGGGAAGGCGGUGGAGAAGCUGGCGGAGACGAUGCUGGAGCUGAUGGACGAGAACUUGGGGCUGGAGAAAGGGUACCUGAAGGCGGCGUUCCGGGGGUCGGAAGGGCUGCCGACGCUGGGGACGAAGGUGAGCAGCUACCCGCCGUGCUCGCGGCCGGAGCUCGUGAAGGGGCUGAGGGCCCACACCGACGCCGGCGGGGUCAUACUGCUGUUCCAGGACGACCGAGUCAGCGGGCUGCAGCUGCUCAAGGAUGGCCGGUGGGUCGACGUGCCGCCGAUGAAGCACGCCAUCGUCGUCAACCUCGGCGACCAGCUUGAGGUCAUCACAAAUGGCAAGUACAAGAGUGUGCUCCACCGAGUGGUGGCACAAGUAGACGGGAACCGAAUGUCGAUUGCAUCGUUCUACAACCCCGGUGCUGAUGCGGUCAUCUACCCGGCACCGGCUCUCGUCAAGGCCAAUGAAGAAGAAGAAGAAGAAGAUAAGGAAAUAGAGGUGUAUCCUAAAUUUGUGUUCGAGGACUACAUGAAGCUCUAUAUUGAGAAAAAGUUCGAAGCCAAGGAACCGAGAUUCAAGGCCAUGAAGGCCAUGGAAACCCUAAAUGCCCAUCCCAUUUCCACUACUUAAGAUUAAGGGAGAGAUUAAGAAUAAUUUGAUCCAUAUGAUGGUCAUUUUAAUUAUGAAGUUUAGUUAAAAAUGUCGUCUAAAUUAUGUAUAAGACAAGUAACGGGUCGAUGUAAUGAUCAAAAUAAUAAAUGUGAUAGCACUAUGUGAGUAGCUUUGGUCUA
Molecule: messenger RNA, 1215 nt
Organism: Zingiber officinale
Lineage: Eukaryota; Viridiplantae; Streptophyta; Magnoliopsida; Zingiberales; Zingiberaceae
Product: 1-aminocyclopropane-1-carboxylate oxidase 1-like
Exons: 4
Coding region: 65-1054 (329 amino acids)
Source: RefSeq, a predicted model, not a curated record